Messenger RNA from Misgurnus anguillicaudatus (oriental weatherfish), 2600 nucleotides. Lineage: Eukaryota; Metazoa; Chordata; Actinopteri; Cypriniformes; Cobitidae. The record is from RefSeq and is a predicted model, not a curated record.
UUACAACCUUUUGUAACAUUUUUUCUUUUUUAGAAAACUUUUGUGUAGAAAUCUUAGUCCUCUGAAGCGGGACUGAGAUGUGAACAUUAUUAUUUUUCCUGUAAAUUUUCUGAGCAAACAUCUAAGCAAAUAUUUGAUGUAUUAUUUAUGUUAGAUAUGCACAAUAGUAAAAGUAUGGACUUUAACUCUGCAUUCGUAUCACUGAUCCUACUGAUAAACAUUCAAGGCUUUCUAACAUCAACAUACAGCUUACAAGUUAAGUGUGAAUAUGAGAAUAUUUGUGCAGUGAGGGAGACCAAUGUGACACUGAAGUGUAAUUACUCAGACAUCAACAUCAAAACUGGAUUCUGGUUCAGCCAGAAACAGAGAACAAGCUGGAGAAACAAAGAUGAACCUGAAGAUUUGACUUUAGAUUCAGAUUACUCAGGACGAGUGAAACAGCAAAUCACAAACACUGAAUCAGAGCUCACAAUAUCAGAUCUGCGAGAGAGAGACAGUGGAGAAUAUCAGCUCAUGUUCAUUAUGAAGGAUGGAGUUAAACAUCUCAGCUCAGUCACAGUCAAUCUAACAGUAACAGUCCUGCAGGUGAGGAAACACCAGAACAAACUUACCUGUGAUACCUCCUGCCCUUUAAGCUUAAAACCCAAACAUAUCUACUGGAAAAAAGAUGGACAAUAUAUAAAGGAAAGUGAAUCUGAAGAGUUUUCUUUGUCAUCUGCUGCCUACUCCUGUUUUCUCAGUCCAGACUCUAAAAUCUCUUCUGACUCUUUGUGUCUUUCUAACAGUGUCUGUUGGGGUGUGACUUACACCUCUACAAGAGUUUGUGCUUUAGUGGGAUCAACAGUAGAUAUUCACUCUUCAUACUCACAUCCCACUGGAGAUACAGUAGAGAAUUCAUACUGGCAUUUACCAAACAAUGAUUUGGAUCUGCGUGAUGUUCAUCAGUUUGCUGGUCGUGUGGAGUAUAUAAACAACACACUGAGAAUAAAAGAUGUCAACACGAGUGACUCUGGUGAAUAUCGAUUCAGGAUCAUCACUAACGCAAACUCUUAUUCUGGUUCACCUGGAGUCAUUCUCACUGUUACAGAUACACAGGUGAAAAGCAGUCCAGUCACUGUGUCAGAGACAGGGAAAGUGUUAUUGAGUUGUUCAGCAAAAUGCACUCUGGGUAACAACAUUACAUACUCGUGGUACAAGAACAGGCGUCGAGUAACAGAUGGAGUCAAACUAUAUAACAAACUGUACCUGGACUCAAUCAACAGUAAGGAGAUACAAGAGUAUUCAUGUGCUGUAGGAGAAACAGAUGUACAUCAAGUUCCAGAUUCAAAGAUGAGCACAAAAAUCACCAUAGUAGUACUGUUUGUGUUACUGAUUCUUGCAGUCAUAGGGAUCCUGUGUUAUAGGAGGAGGAGAAAGUAUAAAUCAUCUCAAAAAUGUGAUGACACAAAACCGUCUGCACAGCCUCAACCCGACUCAUCUACAUUGGAUAACUCCACACCCCUGUAUGCAGAAGCUGACGUUACCCACCAGACUCACUCAGAGGAGCAGGACCUUCAUUAUUCAAGUGUUAACUUCAAGCAGACCACAUAUUCCACACCUACUAUACAACAUUCAUCCACUGAUAAUGUUUAUUAUGCCACUGUGAAGUCAAAAUAACCCUUAACUAAAUCCAGCCUUGCCGACCCUUGCUGUCCACCACACUGUAACUUCAUGUCAAGGCCUGUGUGUUUGGAUAGUUUUAGUAAACAGUGACCAUUUAAUGAUUAAAGAGCUUGUCAGACCCUAGCAAAAGUGAUUGUAAAAUUGAAUUAAAAAUGUAAUGUAAUGUUUACAUUUAAAAACUGUAAAUGUAAUGGGUAUCUUUACAUUAUAGAUCUUAAAAAUAAGGUCCUACUUAGUAACAACCAUAUUAUUAAAUCAUGAUUCAUGAAAAUUAUUUAAGUUUUGAAAAGUGUGAUUUUUUUUACUAUAAACAGAAAGAAAGAGGAACUGAAAAAAUAUUGUGAAAUUUCCAGUUAAAGAGGCUUGUGGUCUUCCUGUAUUCUUUUAAUAGCAUGUUGUUUUAUUUUAACAUGAUUUUUGUUUCUAUUUGUACAUUUUUAUAAGUUUUAUAAGAAUAUAUAUGUUUUUUUACGCACAGUGAUCUAUCUUUAAGUUAGAUGAACUGUUCAAUAAAAUAAACAACUGUUUUAAACCAUAAUGGGGCAUGUAACCUGAUCUCUCACGCAAAUGUACUCGUAUUAUGUGGUGAAUUUGCAUAAACUUGUGCAGUGUAACAUUAUUAACAGGCACCUGCCGGGUGGCAGGGGUUGUGCGGUGGGUGCCUCCCCUUUACCCCUGAAUGACCAAAGUGCCAUUUUUGUUAAGGUUUUUUGUUGUAAUUUAAAGCCCCUUUGUGAAGGCCUGCCCAAUCUGACUAUUAGUAAAAUUAAUGAAAAAUAAUUUAGCCGUAAAUAAAAUGAGUCACAUGAUGACCUAUUGCCCUGUUACUGGAUAAUCUGUUCUGGGACGAUCCCUCGCUCACACGCUCUUACUACGAUACAGUACACAGGAUCCCUGCAUACACACUGUAAAAACAUUGCUGUAAUUAUACAGCUGGU